This is a messenger RNA of Radiomyces spectabilis, 249 nucleotides long. RefSeq lists its product as uncharacterized. The record is from RefSeq and is a predicted model, not a curated record. NCBI's taxonomy places the organism in Eukaryota, Fungi, Mucoromycota, Mucoromycetes, Mucorales, Radiomycetaceae. The transcript is spliced from 2 exons. The annotation marks the transcript as partial.
CGUCUUGAUCAAUUUCAAACACAACAUGAACUAGCUCGGAAUUUCUAUGACGAUUUCGAUUUCUGCCCAGUUCAGUGUACCGAAGAUGCGAUUGAACAUCGUGAACGAAUCCAGCAACGGAUAUCACCUCACUCAUCACCGAGAACGUCACCAACGAUGGGUGGUUAUUCCGUCUCUCAUAAACUUACACCGCCGUCCAAACGAGCCAUUCCGAUUAUCAACCCCGCCAAUAUGGCACCAGUGUCGGUC